Messenger RNA from Pseudocercospora fijiensis CIRAD86, 2661 nucleotides. RefSeq lists its product as uncharacterized. Gene Ontology annotation, biological process: septin cytoskeleton organization. The coding region runs from base 1 to 2661 and encodes 886 amino acids. The record is from RefSeq and is a predicted model, not a curated record. The transcript has 6 exons. Gene Ontology annotation, cellular component: plasma membrane; cytoplasm; cell division site. NCBI's taxonomy places the organism in Eukaryota, Fungi, Ascomycota, Dothideomycetes, Mycosphaerellales, Mycosphaerellaceae.
AUGGAACGAACGGAUUAUCCGGGUUUACUGCCGGGUCAGGCGGUCGAUAUUCUUAAUGAUCGCGUAGCGCAGGUCAAGAGGUUGAAUACCAGUAUAGCGGAUUGGCUUGCAGACAGAUGUAGGCUGGAGGAGCAAUAUGCGGCGGGCCUGCGAAAGCUCGCGCGCAGGCCAAUUGAUGAUAUGGACCUUGGCAUUUUUUCAGUGCCAUGGAAUGCGCUGACAGACUCUAUGAGCAGCCUGGCGGAGUCGCAUCAGGGGCUGGGAGCGAGGAUCGAGGUCGACGUCGAAAGACCACUACGAGAAUUUGCGAGUGCGAAUCGCGAGAUGCAGGCCAUGACGACCAUGCAGGGCAACUUGAUGGCAAUGGCGAAAGAGGUUGAAAAGGCUCAGGACAAGACAUUGAAGCUGCAAGGCAAGGGGGAGAAAGCAGAUGCGAACAAGGUCGCGAAUGCAAGCUCGGAUUACGAUACAGCGAAGGUUCAAUGGGACUCGCAAGCACCAUAUGUGUUCGAGACACUACAAGCGCUCGAUGAGAUCCGCGUGAAUACGUUGCGCGAUCAUUUGACGCAAUACGUGACCCUGGAAGUUGAUCUGAUGGAGAAGAAUCGAGUGGCCGCGGAGUCCUCACUGAACGUCCUGCUGAAUGUCGAGACUGCGGAUGAGAUCAAGACUUUUGCCUUGAAGGCAGCAUCUGCAAGGCGAGCGAGCGUCAGUCGCCAACAGCGGAUCAGCUUUAUGCCAGGCCUUUCCACGCCCGCUCGAGGUGCUUCAUCGAGUGGACCACCCAGCGGACCCAGCAGCGGCUUGACUCCGAUACAAUCGAUUCCAGACGAUCAUAGCCAAGCGUCUGCUGGUACGCCUGAACCUGCGAAGAAGGGCGGGUUGAAAGGUCUCCGAAGAUUUGGUACAGUCAUGUCGAAGAGAAGCAGUAAAAUGCCACAGCAGCUGCUCACGACGUCGGAAUCACCUGAACGAAAGCCCAAAUCGUCACCCUUUGGUGCACUGCGGAGGAACAAGAAUUCUUAUUCGGAGACAUUGGAGCCGCCACAAGAAAAUCCGUCGUCUCAAAGGCCACGCUCUCCGCUUAGAAUAGGAAGCGAAGUCCUUGAACCUCCGGUCUCUCGACAAGCGACAUCAAGCUCGUUGCAAGGACCUCCACGAUUGGACUCAAUUCCUAGUACGAAUGGUAUUGGUUCAGUGACGUCCCCAACAGCGCCUUCGUUGACUCCAUCGUUCGCAAAUGUUGGCCACCAGGGAGAUCUUGCUGAUCUGGUGCCACCAAAGCCUGCACAGCCAGUGGCUCCUACAUAUCUACCUGUGGCAGAGCCCAGACGAGACAGUGAAGGUUUCUCGGUGCCUCCGCAACAUCUCGAUCCCAUUUCGCAAGCCCAAGCAGAGGCUGAGAUGGGUGGCGAAGUGCAGCAACCGCAGUUCAACGUCAACAUUCGCAACGCGCCUAUCGAAGAGGAAGGUGGCGAAGCCGCUCUUGCCAGCAUGGCAGGCAAACUGCAAGCACCUCCGCCUAACGCGCGAAGGGCUGGCACAGUGCGCGGCCGCCGUGAUGCUCGUAAUAGUACUAUAGUAAGCACGUAUGGUCCGCCUGGCGAUUCGGCGCCCGAACAGCUGAUACAGCCGCCUCCUGAGGCUUCGAUGUCGAAUCUUGUGCAAUCCCCAUCUGGCUCUUUCAGCCCUACCGGAUCCUCAAACACCGCCUUCUCGCCCUUCAGUCCCGGCGCUGUUACAUCUCCACUGCAGAGUAGCGUAGUCCCUCUCGCUUCCGACCAUACUGGUGAUAAUCAAUCAAUAAGAUCAGGUCGAUCGCAGCAAAGCACAGCAAGCCAUGGCAUGAAACACCCGGAACUUGUCGAGCAAGGACUAAACUCGUCUAUCAUUGAGACCGUUUCUGCUCGCUUCGAACAUGGACAAGUUGUCAGCUCCUCUCUCGUUGGCGAGAUCGCUCUGGCUUACAAUCCUGCUAAUUUCUCAACCUCGCUCGGCCAGGAGACUAUUCGCAUAGAGAACUUUGCAAUUCUCGACAAGGUGGCGCCUAAUCCAGCUUUUAUCGCUCAGUCAUCCGGAAGAGAAGGUGAAUAUGCCGUCAACCUGGCCAAUAUUACACGAACACAGAUUGCUUUCAAAUACCAACUCCGCCACGACGACGCCACAACGCACACGCCAUUACUUUUGACGCCAGCCUUCAGGAUAGAGCCCAAUCAGGCAUCUGUCAUUGUCAGCUACUCCCUUCACCCUAGCUUCAGCCCGCAAGCCGAGAGCAUCACAUUCUCAAACGUCACGAUCGCAUUCACACUCGAAGGCACCAAAGCCGGCAGCUGUCAAAGCAAACCCGUCGGCACUUUCGCACGAGAAAAAAAUUUGAUCUUCUGGCAACUCGGCGACAUCACGCUCCGCCCAGGCGGCGCACCAGAGAAGCUCCUCGCGAGAUUCGCCACGGAAUCCCAGGCUACCGGCGGCCAUGUCGAAGCUCGAUGGGAAGUCCUUGGUGACGCUGCGCAUGGCCUUGGCAGUGGACUUGCCGUUAGUGUUCAUGCUGCCGCUGAUGGUGCGGAUCCUUUUGCCGAUGAGGCGACGCAAGCUUCGAAUUGGAAGGCUGUGCCUACUGUCAGGAAAUUUGCGAGUGGGAGCUAUGUGGCUAAGUCUUGA